CUAAACAGCGUCUUUGUAUCCCUGUCUGCAUCAUUGCCUAGGCCAAAAAGAUGGUGGAUAACUAACAGGAGAGGAAAACAAGUUUUAACGCACCAGAAUAAAAAAAAAGAAUGGCGAUUACGUAGAUAAAACAUUCAUAAUUUAUUUAUUUCAACUGUAUACUGCUUUAUUAAGUAACGAAUUUGGUGUUAUUACUGCAAAAAAGCUGAUGGUAGAACAUGACUGAUGGCAGAAAGUAAAAGAACUGUUCUUAUUAACAAGCUGCUCUGCUUAAUCACAGAGCGAAAUCAAAUUGGAGAUCAAUUUGACGAGAGAGGAUUCACACUACUGGAAACAGUAUGUGAUGGCUUACAAAAUAUGUCAGCCGGAAAUGUUGUUUCUAUCUUGUCAAAAAGCUGGUUAUGCAUUGGAAGUUGUGAUUUUGCAAACGGAUUAGAGUAUUGUCAGGCUGCUUUGGAUUACGUGUGGGAGGAGUUAAAUACGGGAUACUGGAAGGAUGUGGAUAUUUGCUGGAGAAAGGCAUACACGCUUUCUACAUUCCUGAAAGUUUUGUGUCAAAUUGGGAUAUGUGAGAGUAGAAAUGAAGUUUUCAAAACCUGUGAUAUGGGAUUGCUUAUGGGGGCGCCAGUGCAUAAGAACGUUUUAGUAAAGGUUAUGAUGGUUUUGCAAGAAGCUGAAUUUAGCUUUCAAGAGCAUGAAUCAUCUUUGGCAGAAUGCACUGAAGUUUUUGUGGAUAACAAUUUGGAAAAUAACAGAAAGAUGAAAGUCCCUAUUAAAAGAAAAUGGAGAGAUGAACUGAAUGAUGGAACUGCCAGCAAAGAAAUCAAUGUUGGUGGUAUUGAAAAAGUUCAACUUCAAGAAAGCUCUGCUUUGCAAAAUGACAAGAGCGCGACUGAAAAGAAAGAGGGUCUAGAAAUUUUUGUAUCGGCAGAUAGAUAUCCUUUUGGUUUAGCAGGCAGUAGAAGCAUUGAGAGAAUCUCAAACCCAUCACUGCAGAAUUUUUAUACAAAUUUCAUGAUAAAAUCAACCCCAGUUGUUAUUGAAAAUGCAAUUAGUCAUUGGCCUGCAAUGUCAGAAAGAAGAUGGAGUGUCAAUUAUAUCAAGAAAAAAGCUGGACAUAGAACAGUACCUAUCGAAAUUGGGGGAAGAUACACUUCUGAGGACUGGACCCAGAAAUUACUUACAAUAAAUGAAUUCAUAGACCAUUAUAUAACUGAUAAUAGUGAUAAAGGCUACUUAGCACAACAUCAGCUUUUUGACCAAAUACCAGAAUUAAGAAAUGACAUAUGCAUUCCAGAUUAUUGUUGUCUUGGUGAUGAAAAUAAUGAUGCAAUGGUCAAUGCUUGGUUUGGUCCUUGUGGAACUGUUUCACCCCUGCACCAUGACCCGUAUCAAAAUCUGUUUGCACAGGUGAUAGGAAAAAAGUACAUCAGAAUCUACGAUUUGAAGUAUAGUGAGAAUGUGUACCCUCAUGAGUCACACUUACUGGAUAAUACUAGUCAGGUUGAUGUAGAAGAGCCAGACUUAGAAAAAUACCCAUUGUUUUCCCAUGCUCCAUAUAUGGAAUGCAUUGUUAAUGAGGGCGACUUGCUUUACAUACCAAAGAAAUUUUGGCAUUUUGUACGGUCUUUGUCAUUGAGUUUUUCAGUAAGUUUUUGGUGGUGAUUUACUUUGAAUUGCCUAAGUUUCUAAUGCCUGUCUUCUGGUAGUUCAUACACAUACAAUAUAUAGAAAUAAAGUUAUUGGGUUUUUCUCAGCCUCAGCAGCAAAAGUUCAUUAGUAAUUUAUAUAUUCAUACAAAACCAGUGAUAAUAAUCAGUCAA
This is a messenger RNA of Rhopilema esculentum, 1823 nucleotides long. Its product is annotated as bifunctional peptidase and arginyl-hydroxylase JMJD5. Gene Ontology annotation, molecular function: histone H3K36 demethylase activity. Gene Ontology annotation, cellular component: nucleus. The record is from RefSeq and is a predicted model, not a curated record. NCBI's taxonomy places the organism in Eukaryota, Metazoa, Cnidaria, Scyphozoa, Rhizostomeae, Rhizostomatidae.